This is a messenger RNA of Dovyalis caffra, 828 nucleotides long. Lineage: Eukaryota; Viridiplantae; Streptophyta; Magnoliopsida; Malpighiales; Salicaceae. The record is from the annotation of a GenBank genome assembly.
AUGGACCAUCCUUUCUUUCAAACUGACCCUUCUCUACUGAAGUCGUUUAGUUACACCAGCUUGACCAUGAUUGCAAAUGUGUGCUUGGAAUGGAGCGGCCAUAUUUUUGAAGUCAUAUAUGAGGGGAGAAAAUUUGUGGGCUCUGCUCUGAUUGGAAUGGUAGUGUGGUUGAAGGUUGAACUGUGCAAGUUGCUGGAGGAGAAAAGAUCUGCUGUACUCAGAGCUGAGGAGUUGGAGACAGCUUUGAUGGAGAUGGUCAAGCAGGAUAAUCGGCGGCAAUUGAGUGCUAAGGUUGAACAGUUAGAGCAAGAGGUUUCUGAGCUGCGGAGGGCUCUUGCUGAUAAGCAGGAACAAGAGAAUGCCAUGCUCCAGCUCUUAAUGCGGGUGGAACAAGAGCAAAAGGUAACCGAAGAUGCUCGCAUAUAUGCUGAGCAAGAUGCGUCAGCUCAGAGAUACGCUGCUCAAGUGCUUCAGGAAAAGUAUGAACAGGCUAUUGUGUCACUUGCUGAAAUGGAGAAACGAGUGGUUAUGGCAGAAUCAAUGUUGGAGGCCACCUUGCAGUAUCAGUCUGGUCAACUUAAAGCACUACCUUCUCCCCGAUCUUCACAUCCAGAUUCACAGACACGUGGCAAUCAAGAACCUGCACAAGAUAUACCUGCAAGAAAGAUUGGUUUACUAGCUCGACCAUUUGGACUUGGAUGGCGUGACCGAAACAAGGGGAAAACCAGUACUGUUGAGGAGGCAAGUGAUGACAAGUCUUCUAAUCACGGGCAGAAUCCUAGCGCAGAGCAGGAGACUAAUGGCAUUUCAGCACACAACAAGGAAUAG